Molecule: messenger RNA, 3680 nt
Organism: Scophthalmus maximus (turbot)
Lineage: Eukaryota; Metazoa; Chordata; Actinopteri; Pleuronectiformes; Scophthalmidae
Gene: lrwd1
Product: leucine-rich repeats and WD repeat domain containing 1
Exons: 16
Coding region: 133-2340 (735 amino acids)
Biological process (GO): establishment of protein localization to chromatin; chromatin organization
Cellular component (GO): nuclear origin of replication recognition complex
Molecular function (GO): protein binding; chromatin binding
Source: RefSeq, a predicted model, not a curated record
AUGCGUCGUCCAGGCUCGGCUCAAGGGUAAAAACCACGCCCACCGGAUGUACGUAGAGUUUCCCCGGGAAAUCUUGGUUUCCAACCACUGCGGCUGCGAGUGCAACGAAAGCUGCGCGAGCGUCGAUACACAAUGGAGAAAAUAACUGAGAAAGUUCUUCUUGAGAAAGGCUCUCCAAAAACCAACAAACUGGAACAAAUCAAGACACUGAACCUUUCUAAGCUCGGGCUGAAGCUUCAGGACUUGCCGGUCGGGCUGCUGUCCUGCCUGCGGUCCCUCGAGCGGUGGGAUCUGUCCGGGAACCUGCUGCAGGAGUUCCCCAAGAACCUGGAGCUGCCUGCGCUUCGCCACCUGGACCUCAGCGACAACCAGAUGGAGGAUGUGACGACUCUGGAGUCUCUGAGCGGCCUGGAGGAGCUGAAGAUGGAGGACAACCUUUAUAUCACUGUGAGUGAUAACUACAAGCUGAUGGUGUUGUUGCCCAACCUGAGGAUGUACAAUGGUAAAGACGUCAGCACCACCGCCAACCACCUUCGCUACGUCUACAGCGAGAACCUGAGGACCAGGAUUGUUGCAGUUUGGGAAAAGACCUUCAAACUCCCGGAUCCCAUCAAGGCAAAGGAACUGUCCGCCCUGGAGACGAGCUUCGUCAACACUGCCCGUCAGCAGGUGAAAUUUGGACCCAGUUCAGUCACCGACUUCACCAAAUGGAAGGUGGAGAUUUUGGCGAAGGAGUUCCUGCGCUCUCUGGUAGAACCAAAGGCUGAACCGGAGAGCAACGAGACUACUGACACAAAAGACGACUGUGAAAUCUCAACCCCGACCAAGAGAAAAAAAACAGCAGAGACGGACACCAGGGUAAACCUGACGCCUCGCAAAAGGUUGUGCACAGAUCUUCUCCGAGACACUCCGGUUGAAGGCAGUCCUCGCAAAUCCAGCCUCCGCCCCAAAUCCAAGACGUUAACCCAGGCGGGCCCCGUCGUCGAGAUAAGCCCCCGCAAGUCGGGUCGGCCUCCCUCCACCCCCACCAGGGGACAGACGAGGGCGGAGACGCCCAGGAGAGCUUCCAUAAGAGAGGAUGGCGCUUCGAUCAAACGGGAGGAAAAUCUCAACAGGGACACCGGCUCGCUGCCGACAGUAAAGGGCCUCGGCAAGACACAGCCGCUGCGUCUGAAGCCCCUCCACGUUCUCCAGUGCCACAGCAAACAGGACAGCUCGGAGGAUUUCUCCACGCAGCUGUGGGCCUGCGCUUUCCAGCCGCUGCCAGAUUCCACAGGUGCUUCUGGAGGAAGCCGCCUGGUCGCAACCUGUGGCGGGGACUCUCUCUGUGUGAUCGACUGUGAAACGGGGAUGGUGAUGAAGAAGUACAAAGUUCCCGGGGAGGAAUUCUUCUCCUUGGCCUGGUCCACAGUGCUUAUGUCCAGGGGAGGCGGGGCCUCGGCUCAACACUGCAGCAUCCUGGCGGCCGGCGGAAAGCGAGGACUCGUCAAACUGAUCCACCCCAGGAACAACGUGGCCUACGGGGAGUUCCGAGCCAGCCGCAAGUCGCUGUCCGUCCUCCGCUUCAACCACCGCCAGGGAAACUUCCUCUUCACGGGAUCAUAUGACAACAAGAUAGUGUUGUGGGACAUCGGUGGAGUCGACAGCCAGUACAACUUCAAAGUUGUUCAGUUACUGCUGUUGGAAACCAGUGCCACACCUCUGCACAUCUGCCUCCCGCCCACAUCCCCCGGCGGUCACCUACUCACCGCCUGUGACGACGGCCUGCACUGCUUCCACACGCAACUCGGUGCCAACAACGCCGCAAAGAGGUCGUCGGAGAUGGAGAUUACUUUCCCAAUUUAUAAGAAGGAAGACAAAGACCACGACUACCACACCGUUGACGGCCUGAGUUUCCUCAACGAUGACAUAGUGGCCUCCAAGAACUACUUGCAUGGUUCCAUCUACCUGUGGAGCUGGAGCAGGACCAAGGCCCAGCGGCCCGACAAGAAGAGCAGGACGGUGUGCGCCGUGGUCCUCGCUGAGCUGCAGUGGGCCAACACUGAGAUCCCCUACCUGGCUCUCAACACCUGUCCUGGCCAGGUCUAUGUAGUGUGUGGUGAUGACAAAGGUCGGCUGUGGACGUACCACAUCACCGACCUCCAGCGCAACAGUUUGCAGAGCGGGAAGCCCAUUCUGCCCACUGAGGUGUUGGAGUGGCCGACGCCGGAGAGGAAGGGCCUCGGCCAAGUGGAGGGCCCCUCCAUCAACAGUGUGGCCAUGGACCCCGAGCUGCACUACCUGGUGGCCCUCAGUGACAAGAACAUGGUGAUCGUGUGGAAGAGAGAGGAGUGCUCCUGAGCGGCACGGUCAUGUGACUUUGAACCCUGAAGGAAAGACGUACAGAUGCUUAGGGUUUCUGUACUCGGAAAAAAGAACAGAAGAGAGGGUACCAAAUGUUGGUAAUCGUGAGGUAGUACUUCAAAAAUACAGUACUGGAAAUGUGAUGGAAAAUUCCGAUCUUCUCUGGGAUCUUGUUCUUUGCUUUAUUUUCCUCAAUUUGUGAGGAAAUUGACUUUGAUGGUGUCAGAGCGGGAAACCACCAUAUAAGUUGAAAGUAUACACAAUGACAAUUUUCUUUAUUUCCUAUUUGGGAAAUAUCUCACGCGCAGAAUUUUCAAGCUUUUGAAUUGCAGAAUUUUAUUGUGAAAAAUUGCUGCUGUAGGCGACAGUAGAGAAGAGAUUUUCUGUUUGUCGCAAUGUGACACCAUUAUUUUUUUUUUUAUUGAAUUUUGAAAGCAUAUAAAAAGAUACUGUUCUAAUUGAAAAAUCCCAACCUGAAAAAUAUGGUGUUAGUUUUGAAAAAUACAUGUAAUCACGCAACAAAAGCGUAACAUUAUUUAAAUAUACAUGAUUUAUACAAAAUAACAGAACCUGAAAUAAUUUGCCUCGGUAUAUUUAGAACAGUUUAAUUUCAUGGUUCCAAUACAAUUGAGUGCCUCUGUUUUAAAUAAUACUCAGCUCAGCUGUACUAAACAAUUGUUUCUGACUCUUUUACUCUGUUAUUCCUUUAACUAUGAGUAAAAGACACAAUCCCAUUCACCUUUGUGUUCAAAGGACUGAGGGAUGGAUGACUUCUAGAAGAAAACUAAAUGUUUAAUCAGUGAAACUUAUUUACAUGAAGUCUGCGAUUUUAGUUUUUUCCCCUUCAAAUGUACAUGUUUAUUUUUAUGUGCAUGAACAGCUGUCUGCCGUUCAGAUGUCAGGCUUGGUCCUUUGCUGUGUAAAGUUACCAUAUAAUGUGCUGAUAACACUAAGGAAUUCAACACAGCAGUGUUGGUCUGCAAGGACCUAAGAGGUGAAGUGGUGCUGCAGCCUGGCAACUGAUUGCCGGGGAACAUAAAUGGGAGAACAGCGCGUUCCUUCCUGCCGUCUAAUCGCAUUGAUCGGAACAGAAUACGUGACAUUUUAUAUCUGUGUACCACCCUCUGUAUUGUAUACAUAGUUUGGUUGUACACAAACCAUAUUCAUUUAAAUUGGAAUAAAAAGAAAAAGAUUUGCUUUGAAAAGAAUGGACCCAAGAUGUCACCAGCUCAUUUUAUCUGAACUGCACCGUGUAUUUGAAUGAAAUCUGACUUUUUCAGUCCGGACGUUUGUCCUCGGCGCCUUGUUUGUCCUGGGAUUUGACGAAUAAAUGACAU